UUAUUAAUUUUUCGUGUGGAUUUGCGGCUUGGAAACUAACAGAACAAAAUGGCGAACACCAGCACUGCGCUUACUGUAGGUGGAGAUAGAACUACAGGCCAGUCCGUUCGCACACAGAAUGUUUUGGCAGCAUGCUCCAUUGCUAAUAUUGUGAAAAGCAGUCUUGGGCCUGUUGGCUUAGACAAAAUGCUAGUGGAUGAUAUUGGGGAUGUUACGAUCACUAAUGAUGGUGCUACUAUCCUAAAGCUGUUAGAGGUUGAACACCCAGCAGCUAAAGUGUUGGUUGAGUUGGCAGAUCUGCAAGACCAGGAAGUUGGAGAUGGAACAACCAGUGUAGUGAUUAUGGCAGCUGAAUUGCUGAAAAAUGCAGAUGAUCUUGUCAAGUGCAAGAUUCACCCUACUUCCAUUAUAAGUGGCUAUAGAUUGGCAUGCAAAGAGGCGGUCAAAUAUGUUCAAGACCAUCUUACAAUUCCUGUGGAAGAUCUGGGGCGAGACUGCAUUGUCAAUGUAGCUAAGACAAGCAUGUCAAGCAAAAUAAUAGGACCGGAUUCAGACUUUUUUGCAAAUAUGGUGGUGGAUGCUGCCAUGGCAGUGAAAACAUCGGAUGGUAAAGGAGGAUAUCGCUAUCCCAUCAAAGCUGUUAACGUUUUAAAGGCGCAUGGUCGUAGCACACGUGAAUCAAUGUUGGUACAUGGUUAUGCUCUAAACUGUACAAUUGCUGCACAAGGAAUGCCAAGGCGAAUUGUGGAUGCCAAGAUUGCUUGUCUAGACUUUAGCCUGCAAAAAACCAAAAUGCAUUUGGGUGUGCAGGUACUGAUAGAGGACCCCACCAAGCUGGAUGGUGUGCGCCAGAGAGAAUCAGACAUCACUAAAGAGAGAAUCCAAAAAAUACUGAGUACAGGUGCAAAUGUCAUCCUGACAACAGGUGGUAUUGAUGACCUCUGUCUAAAGUACUUUGUCGAGGCAGGUGCUUUGGCUGUGCGACGAUGCAAGAAGGCUGACUUGAAGCGCAUUGCCAAGGCUACAGGAGCCACCUUCCUCAUGACCCUUGCCAAUCUAGAAGGAGAAGAGUCUUUUGAAGUGUCCAUGCUUGGACAUGCAGAAGAGGUGAUCCAGGAGAGAAUUUGUGAUGAUGAGCUCAUUCUUGUCAAGGGGCCCAAAGCUCGGACAUCAGCUUCAAUCAUUCUGCGAGGAGCCAAUGACUAUAUGUGUGAUGAGAUGGAACGCUCAAUGCAUGAUGCCCUAUGUGUAGUGCGCCGUGUUCUGGAGUCUAAGACUGUUGUGGUGGGUGGUGGUGCUGUUGAGGCUGCCCUAUCCAUCUACCUUGAGAACUUCGCCACUUCUCUGGCCAGUCGGGAGCAGUUGGCUAUAGCAGAAUUCGCUAGGUCCUUGUUGGUGAUACCCAAACAACUUGCAGUCAAUGCUGCUCAGGAUUCCACUGACCUGGUGGCAAAGCUUCGUGCUUACCAUCAUACCUCCCAGACCAAACCUGAACAUAGUGAGCUCCGCUGGGUUGGACUUGACUUGAUAGCUGGAGUUGUUAGAGACAAUAAAAAGGCAGGUGUUUUGGAGCCCACUGUGUCCAAAACAAAAUCCAUCAAGUUUGCAACUGAGGCAGCCAUCACCAUCCUUCGUAUUGACGACAUGAUCAAACUGGUAUCGCAGGAACAACGGGGCAAGUCCUAUAGUGAUGCCUAUCAUGCAGGGGAGCUUGAUGAUUGAGUCUAUUCUGUAACAUAAGCUGUCUUCAUUUCCUCUUAUCCCAGACUGAUGAAGAAAACAGAUGGCCACAUAUUGAUUUUAUGCAUGUGAAUCUGCAACAAGACCAAGCUGUGCUUCUUUCUGAUCUUUAGGAAACAUUUUGUUUAGAUCUAGAACUACCAAUAAAGCUGCGGAAUAAAGAAGAAACUUUCUGAAUUGUCAGCUUAACAGCUUAACCUUCCCAUUUUUUGAGCUUUGAUGUUUUUGUCCUCCUCCCCCCCUCCCCUUGCCCAAUUUUGUGGUUGUAGCCGUUUUUUUAAAAAAAGUUCUCUUGUGUCCAUGUGAAAGUGUCUUCAUUAAAUGAGUUGAUUGAAAUGC
Pomacea canaliculata is the source of this 2079-nucleotide messenger RNA. RefSeq names its product T-complex protein 1 subunit alpha-like. The record is from RefSeq and is a predicted model, not a curated record. Gene Ontology annotation, cellular component: chaperonin-containing T-complex. Gene Ontology annotation, biological process: protein folding. The transcript has 12 exons. Gene Ontology annotation, molecular function: ATP binding; ATP-dependent protein folding chaperone; ATP hydrolysis activity. Lineage: Eukaryota; Metazoa; Mollusca; Gastropoda; Architaenioglossa; Ampullariidae. Bases 49 to 1722 code for a protein of 557 amino acids.